This is a messenger RNA of Erpetoichthys calabaricus (reedfish), 11227 nucleotides long. RefSeq names its product REV3 like, DNA directed polymerase zeta catalytic subunit (gene rev3l). Gene Ontology annotation, biological process: double-strand break repair via homologous recombination; error-prone translesion synthesis. The transcript has 32 exons. NCBI's taxonomy places the organism in Eukaryota, Metazoa, Chordata, Cladistia, Polypteriformes, Polypteridae. Gene Ontology annotation, cellular component: nucleus; zeta DNA polymerase complex. The coding region runs from base 768 to 10118 and encodes 3116 amino acids. Gene Ontology annotation, molecular function: nucleotide binding; DNA-directed DNA polymerase activity; DNA binding. The record is from RefSeq and is a predicted model, not a curated record.
AGUCCUUGCUGUUCUAAAAGGCUGCUGGGGAUUGUGUUUGUAUGGCGAGGACAGAUGAAGUGAUGUGAAACGCGCGGUUCCUUUAAGUGGCGCGUGCACGGAUGAGUCUCCUCGUACCGGACACAGACGCGCGGCUAUUUUCUCUCAUUAGAAUCUGUCUGCCCCCCCCCUCCUGUGUCAAAUGCAUUACUGAAUCCCACCCCCCGCACCGCCCAAGGUGAAAGGAUUAGCGUGCAUUUAUGAUGUGAGAGCUCAGUCAGAGCGACUACAAGAGAGAGAAGUGGGGAGGGGGUGGGGGGUGAUGCGUUUGUAGUGUUGCCGCUUUACAAUGGCUGAACUCUUGUUCCUCGUGUGCUGAGCUGGAUUGCGUGUCCACACAGAUGUGCUGGCAGGCUUGAGAGAGACAAAACAAGAAAAAGGGAGAGAGGAAACAAGCAAGCCGAUCCAUGCUCUGUCGUUUUGCACAGACGAAGUCUUCCAAUCGAGAUUAUCGAGGGGCCCGGAUUACAGGAGGGCGCACUCGGGCAGAAUGGCUUCGUUAAUCAGCUGGGGAAGUCGUAGCCAUUCUGCCUGCUUGAUCGUUUGAACCCGGACCUGACCCUCCCCCCCAGCUGCCCCCACUGACUACUUACAUAAUCCCGAGUUUCUUCACCUCUCUACAUUAGAGGGUGGUGAAUCGGGAAGGGAGGAUUUGACGCCUUCUGGAUGUAGUGCAAAAAUUGUCCACCUUGUUGUUUUGAUUUUUUUGGGGGUGGGGGGGAGCCACAAUGUUUGCCGUGCGGAUCGUCACAGCGGAUUACUACCUGGCCAACCCUCUUAAGGAUCUGGAUGUGUGCUACUCGGAGUUCCGUGGCAGCGACGUUAAGAAGGUCCCAGUGGUCCGGAUUUUCGGGGCGACACCCGCAGGCCAGAAGACUUGCCUCCAUGUUCACGGCAUCUUUCCCUAUAUCUAUGUCCCUUAUGAUGGUUAUGGACAGGACCCAGACCGUUACCUUCAUCAGGUGGCAUUCAGCAUUGACAGAGCCCUUAAUGUUUCUAUGGGCAAUCCAUCCUCCAAUUCUCAGCACAUAUUUAAAAUCUCUCUUGUUUCUGGAAUGCCUUUCUAUGGGUACCAUGCAAAAGAAAAGCAGUUUAUGAAGAUCUACUUGUACAAUCCCUUGAUGACAAAGAGGGUCUGUGAGCUGUUACAAGGAGGAGCUGUUAUGAAUAAGAUUUAUCAACCCCAUGAGGCCCACAUACCAUACCUUCUGCAACUCUUUAUAGAUUACAACUUGUAUGGCAUGAAUCUAAUCAAUCUGGGAGCAGUGAAGUUCAGAAAGACAAGGAGAAAAGAUGAAAAUGGACAGCAAGUUAAAGGUGGAAUUUCUAACAAAAGCAGCAGAACAAAUGGCAGUUUUUGUAAGAGUCCUUCAACAUUAAAAAUCCAGCUUUCAGACUCAUCCCUGGGAGGUGUCUUUGUACGAUGGGAGGAAGAAGCCAUUCCGAGUUCCCUUGUUCUAGAAGAAGUUGAGAAACAAAGUACAUGUGAGCUAGAAGCAGAUGCAGUAGCAGCAGAUAUCUUGAAUCGCCUGGAAAUUGAAACUCAGAUUGGUAAAAACCCGGGCUUGCAAGCUAUUUGGGAAGAUGAAAAACAGAGACGGCGGGAAAAGAAUGAAUCUUCACAAAUUGAGUUUUUUGAAUCCCAAGAUCGUGGAUUUGUUGCUGCAGCUGAAAGUGAAAGAAUCUUUUUAACAAGACUAAAGGAAAUCUUAAAGCAGAAUGAUUUUCCUGUGUCCUUAACAGAGUCCCUGGAUGAAAACGAAGACACUGAUAUCUUUCCAGUUGACCUUUCUCUGCAUUCAGACCUGCUGACUCCAGAAGCUCUCCAGUGCACUCCAGCAAAUCUAGUUGAGGUUCACAAAGGCAACCAACCAGCAAUUAAUCGAAGGAGUGCUGACAACAGUGAACUUGCCGUUGUAGAUGAAGAAGCCAUUUUAAAUUUGCUGGAGUGCAGUCAAACCUUUCAGCCUUUGUCACAAAGACUUAUUCAAUCUCCUGUUUUUGAGAACAGUCAGGAUCAUUCUUUGGUGCAUUUACUAGCUGGUUUGGCAGAUGAUGGGUACCAGGCAGAUACAUCAAGAGUGCUUUCUCAGCAUCAGGCAUCUGGAUUCAGUAGCCAUGUACAGAACAGUGAUGAUGAGGAAGCAGAACCUGAACUGGAGCGACAAGAAGCUGAGCUUAGCUUAGUAAUGUCACAGCGGUGGGACAGUGAUAUCCCAGAUCACAACUCAAAAUGCAGGUCAUCCUAUAAGAAUGUUAACGAAAGUUCAAGUGAUGAUGAGAAUGAGUUCUCUGAAGAGGAAAUGGAAUGGAGUGGGAAUAGUUCUCUUUUUGCCAAUAUGUCAAUACCACAGCUUGAUGGUGCUGCUGAUGAAAAUGAAGAUUCAUCAUUAAAUGAGAAGAGCUCCAGAACUCAUUCAUCUUUAACUGCUACAGACAAGAUUCUUGGAAAGAGAAACCCAUUUCCCAGUGAAACUGUUAAUCUGGAACCACCUUCUGUAGCUAAGAUAGUACUAGAGUGCAAACAUCCACAAUCACUACAGAUUCACAACCUUGAAAAAGAUACCCCAUCUGAGAAGCACUUCCUUUCAAAAAGUUCUACAAUCCCAGAGGAUCAGACAGAUUAUACCUUUCGAUUCCCAGAUACAUGUAAUAUUGCACAUAAAACUGAAAAUACUCUCACGGAUGCUGCUAAAAUAGAUUUACCUCACAUUUUUUCCUAUGAAAAAAAAGUCACUACCAAGCUGGAAUCUGAUAGCAUUCCAUUUGAGAACAGUAAAGCUCAUACCAGAAGAAAAUACAUCCGCAUUAAAAAUCCAGAAAAAGGGAAAAUCACUCUGCUUCAGAAACGAAACUAUUCACUCUCUUAUUCAGAGAUUAGAAACUCUUCCAAUAAAUCUGAUCAGGAAUUCAAUCAAAAGAAAAAUGACGGUUCCUUGCUCAGAAUAAAUAGUCCAAAUGUUUUUCUUGAUGGAGAGGAUCGUUCAAUUUCACAGCAUGAUGGAGAUUACAGAAAAAACCACAAGAAGCCAGAUAUACGAGAGUUAAAAAUCAGGUAUGAGGAUUAUCAAGAGAAGAUGACUGAGAAAGCCAUUUGUAAUCAACAGGACGUUCACUACAAGUUCUUUCCUAGUGUAAUUCUAUCUAAUUGUCUUAAUAGAUCAGGCAAUAAGAGUCCUAAUAAGCUUGGCAAACUCGAUUAUGAUGACCGACGGUCAAGGCUAAAGCUCACUAAAAAGAGAACUGUUAAGGAAAGCAAAGAGGCAAAAGGAAUUGGAAGUGAGAGGGUGGGAAUUGAAAAAAAAGAUCAUUCUUGUCUAAUGGUAAAUUCUCCCUGUAUUCAGAUUUCUAAACAUGAGCAGUGGACACCUCCCUUAUGUUCUGAUGCAGACACACCUAUUAGUAAAGACACUAGCAGUGAAAACAGUCUAGCUGUAUCUUUGGUGUCCCAGUCUCAUGUCCGGCCAUGUUCAACACAGCUGUCUGGUUUACCUGGUAGUAAAUACAGAUUAAGAACUAAGCGUAAGGCAAGUUAUGACACUGAAGAUGGUGAACCUCGGCCUGGCUUCCAAAUGACAAAAUUAUUAAUGACUCCGUCAGAAACUUCAAAGGAUAACUAUAUUCUUAGUAAUCAUGAUUCUAAGUCACGAAAGCGCAAAAAGAUGAUAAAAAAGGAGCCUCCAAUUAUCAUUAAAUAUAUUAUUAUCAAUAGAUUCAAAGGGCAAAAGAACAUGCUAGUUAAACUGACCAAAGUGAAUGCUGAUGAAGAACAGGUUGUGCUGACUGCUGAGAGAUUAGAACAGUAUGAAAAGCUGGCUCCAUUGAAAGGUUUUUGGCCAAAGGUGCCAGAAUCAACUGCAAUUAAGUUUCCAGUCUCUUCACCGAAAACAAAAAAGUGUCCAAAGCGAAAAGCAAAGAUUCAUUCAGCAACGAAGAAAAAAGCAAACAGUACUCCAAAGGUAUUAGGUGGAAAGGUUAGAAGAAUAAGGAGGACUAAAUCCAAGAAAAAAAUGCUUACCCUGGCUACACUCCAUCCUCCUUCUCCCAGUUACAUUUCUGAAACCAAUGAUUACUCUGAAGAGUAUACUGAUGUUAUGUCCAAGCUGGGAUAUCUCUCUGAAAAAAAUACCAGUCCAGCAGAUGCCUCACCACCACGAUGUUGGUCACCUAGUGAUCCUGAGCCUCAGCUUCUAUUAGCUUUAGAACAAAAUGACAACUUGCCUGUUAGUGAUCUUGGGCCGAGCCUACUUGGUCAUGAAGCAGAAAAACCAGCACUUGGACGUGGAGUUCGCAAUAAAAUUCGCAGCAGCAAACUUAACAAAAUUGACUCCACUAGUCCAAAGAGGAGAAAACGGAGGACGAUUAAAAAUAUUACAGAAGGUAGGACUAUAACAAAGGAAUCCCCAAAGCAAAAAAUUGUUUGUAGAGGACAAGGAAGAAAAAAGAAAAACAUUGACCUGCUAUCUAGUACUGGACCAGGUCAAAUUUCACUUGGCACUAAGCAAAGCCGUAAAUCUCGGAAAAAAAAGAUUCUGGAAGAGCAGAACACAAAGAUUUGCAGUGAAAUAUAUGAAGGCUCUCAAGCUGUGUUUCCCGGAGAGGAUGUUCCUUUAUCUGGAUGUUCAUCUGGGCAUCUUCCUUCUUUUCAGACUACUACUUCAGGCAGUAGCGAAGGUGAUGUUCCAAAAGUAAGAGACACAAAUGGGAGCUCAGAGGCAACCUUAAGUGGAGAGAAGACUUUAAGGACUCACUCACAGAGUUCCAGGACAUUAGAGACAACCACAUCAGUGGUUCACCCAACAAUUUGUGAUGAGUCUGACCCUGCAAAUUCCUGCAGCCCCCAAAGUAUUGCCUCACAUUCAUGUUGUAACAAUGAAUCUCAUCAAAUAUCAUCACAUUCACAGCCGUUCCCAGGCCCAGGGUCACUAAAGGUAACUGACCUAGCUUCUACCCAGAAUGUCCUCUCUGUCAUACAGGCUACAAAGCCUUGUUGUAAUUCUACAACAUUAAAGUUAGAUGGAGCUGAUUCAAAUAACUCUUGUCAUUCUGUACAUUGCUAUACCAGUCCUGUAAAGCCUGCUCCACUUAAGUCACAAAUACUAUCUCCAUUACUCCUGAGCUGUAAGGAUCAACCUAAGCAGCCACCUGAUGUUAAGGAAGCAGCAAAACCUGCAAAACGCUCCAGCAAGAAAAAAAUUCCUGAAAACAAAGAAAAAAUGGAUGGUUUUGGAAUUGCACGUUUCACACCUAUAAGAAUAAAAUCUUUGGCUAGUUUAUCAUUAGUGAAUAAAAUGGAAAGUUCCACAGACAUUAUGCCUUCUAAUUCCUGCAAGAAUGGAGAAAAUUUGUCCCCUGUAGCUGAUACACCUGUUGGGCUUGCAGUCCUAAAAGAACUUCUUCAUAAAAAACAACAGAAAGUACAAGAAAGUGCUCCAUUUCAGGAUGUUUCCAGCAUACACUAUUUAAUUAAGAAUGAUAUUUGCUCUACAAACAAGCCUGUCAAAGUGAGAAAAGCAAGAAAACCACGAACUCCUAAAACACCUAACCUGAAACAAAAGAAACCUAGAUGCAAAAAAGAAAAAUCAGCAAAGCAGGAAGAACCAGUUAAUCCUGAUUGCUCUUUAUCAGAUAACAGCCCAGUGUUUCCUUCAGACCCAGGGUUCGAAAGUUGUUACUCUUUUGAAGAUAGCUUAUCACCUGAGAUGCCUCACAACUAUAACUUUGAUAUCAAUACAAUUGGCCAAACUGAAUUUUGUGGUCUUUAUAUGGGCAGUCAGUUUGUGCCAGCUGAUAAGAACUUACCUCAAAAGUUUCUGAGUGAUGUGGUACAGGAGCCUGUUACUGGGUUGAUGCUAGGUUUGGCAAAUACUACUGAGAAGUCGUGUUCUGCCUUUGAAAGCCAGCAGCCUUAUCCUGGACCUGAAUACUUGAAAAGUGGCACACUGAGCCCUGAACUUUUUGAAAAGGUAUCUGGAGAAAGGCAGAGAUCUUCUUGUCCUGAAAAGGAGCAAGAUUUUAAUAGUUCGCUAAAUCAGCAAAUUAAAAAUGCAGUUGACAGCGAUGAGGGUGCUGUCCAGUCAGAGAGAAGAAACUCGUUGAACUGUGCCGAUGCUUUCUUUCCGCUUCCCAUAAACACAGCUUCUUUUGUAGAACUUCUUGGUUCUCCUACCAGAGAUCUAAUAGAAGGAACUGAUGUGCUGAUAGCAACUCCAAAUAGUUCCCCAAGAUCCAUUAGUUCUCUGUCUCAAUUAAAAAAUGCCAGUCUCCCACUUCGCAGCACUGGAGGGGCACAUAUUCUCAAGCCACUGAUGUCCCCCCCAAGCCGUGAUGAGAUUAUGUCAACGUUGUUGGAUAUGGAUCUUACAGAGACUGCUUAUCAAGAGCCAUUUUGUAGUGAUCCUUCAGAUGUUCCAGGAAAGCCAAGGCAAAUUGGAGGUCGUGUCCUUUCAAUAGAGUCCAGGCUAGGGGAUGGACUGGCUGAAUUUGAAGGAGAUUUCACACUAGAAGGAUUGCAGCUAUGGAAAACUGCAUUUUCUGCAAUGACACAGGUGGGAUGUGCUCCUCUAAAUGGAUCCAACCUUUUGAACAACAUUGGACGUGACCAAGUAAAACACAACUCUAAAGACAAUGAUCAGAAGGUGGUGAUUAUGCCUUGCAAAAGUGCACCCAGCUAUCAACGUGUACAGUUGUGGCUCCAGGCUAAGAAGGAGUAUGAUCGUAGCUGUAAAACAACAAAGAUGAAAAUGGAAGAAAAGGAAGAGGUGGACAAAUUCUGUGUAGCAGUUCACUCUGAGGGUAAUGAAGCAGAGUCCACAAAGGGGUUGACAAAUGAAAAAAGCUCUCCAGAACCAGUGGCUCCAGAAAAGGUUUCCUGUCUUUCAGCUAAAGAGAAGAAUAAUUCUCAUCGUUUUAUGCCUCUCAGUAAUAUUUCUGCUAAAACCUCACAAGCAGAAAGAUCUCAUCCUCUUGCAGUCAGGGUAGAGCAAGAAGAUGAUGUAGAGGAUUCUUCUCAAGACUAUAGUUCUCCAGAUUCUGCAGUACUUACCCCUUGGCAGCAGACAGUUUCACCUGAUUCCUGCAAGGGGUGUUUGGAAAAGGAAGAGGACAAAGAACACAGAUAUAAAAGGACUCCUCAAAGAUACCACUAUGGUUGCACAGAACUCAGCUUGUCAAAUCUGGACACUCCUUUGACUACAAAGGGACAAAAUAAACAGGAAGAGAAACGGACUCCAGAUUUAUGUUCUCCAGUAUCUUCUGAAUUAUCAAGCCAGUUUCUGCUUUAUGCUUCCCCAGUAAUCCAGAAAAGAAAUGCAGGCUUUUCUGAACCCAUUUGCUCAACCCCAGUAUCCACAAAAGAUUCUAAAUCCCAUAAAUUGAAUCAGCGAAGAACUUGUAAUACUGAUAGCCUAAGAAGGGUUCUGCUAACAACCCAAAUGAAGAAUCAGUUUGCUGCCUUAAAUGAACCUAACAAAGAUUCUUCACAAAUUGAAGGACCAACCCUUAAUAAUUCCUAUGGUUUCAAAGUCAGUAUCCAAAACCUUCAGGAUGCCAAAGCCCUCCAUGAGGUACAGUACUUGACCUUAAUGACCAUGGAGCUGCAUGCCCGCACCAGAAGAGACUUGGAAGCAGACCCUGAAUUUGACCCCAUAUGUGCCUUAUUUUAUUGUAUCACCUCUGAUGCGCCACUACCUGAAACAGACAAAACUCAACUUACAGGUGCAAUUGUUGUAGACAAAGACUGCAGUAGCGUUGGACAAGGUACAAGAGAAACCGCACCUCUCCUAGUGAGAUCUGGAAUCACUGGUCUGCAGGUUACCUAUGCAACUGACGAAAACCAGCUGUUUCAAGAACUGGAGCAUAUAAUCAGAAGGUAUGAUCCAGACGUAUUGCUGGGGUAUGAGGUUCAAAUGCACUCGUGGGGUUACCUUUUGCAGAGGGCUGCAGUUCUCAAUGUUGACCUCUGUCAGCAGCUUUCACGAGUACCAGGUGAUUCAAAGGAAAACAGGUUUUCCACAGAUCUUGAUGAAUAUGGCUCCGAUACCAUGUCUGAAAUUCAUAUCAUAGGCAGAAUUGUUCUAAAUAUUUGGAGAAUGAUGAAGAGUGAGGUGACACUAAAUAACUACAGUUUUGAAAAUGUGGCAUUCCAUGUGCUUCAUCAGAGGUUUCCACUUUUCACUCCUCGUGUUCUUUCUGACUGGUUUGAUAACAAGACUGACAUCUACAGAUGGAGAAUGGUAGACCACUACAUCAGCCGUGUCCAGUGCACCUUGCAGCUUUUGGAACAACAUGACUUAAUUGGGAGGACAAGUGAGCUUGCCAGGCUCUUUGGAAUUCAGUUUUAUCAUGUAUUGACAAGAGGUUCACAGUACCGUGUGGAGUCAAUGAUGCUGCGACUUGCAAAGCCAAUGAACUACAUUGCUCUUACCCCAAGCAGGCAGCAACGAGCACAAAUGAGAGCACCACAGUGUAUACCUCUUGUAAUGGAGCCAGAGUCUCGUUUCUACAGUAAUUCUGUCAUUGUCCUAGAUUUCCAGUCCUUGUAUCCCUCUAUUGUCAUAGCCUACAACUACUGCUACACCACUUGCUUGGGUCAUGUAGAGAAUCUUGGAAGUCACGAUGAAUUCAAGUUUGGCUGUGCAUCUCUGAGGGUUCCUCCAGACUUGCUGUGCUUGCUUAGGAAUGACAUCACGGUGUCUCCAAAUGGUGUUGCCUUUGUUAAGGCAUCUGUUAGGAAGGGAGUAAUGCCCAGCAUGCUAGAAGACAUUCUCAACACAAGAAUCAUGGUAAAACAGUCCAUGAAGGCAUAUAAGAAUGACAGAGCCAUCACUCGGAUGUUGGAUGCUCGACAGCUUGGUCUUAAACUCAUUUCCAAUGUCACUUAUGGGUAUACUGCUGCUAACUUCUCAGGAAGGAUGCCAUGUUCCGAGGUUGGUGACAGCAUUGUUAACAAAGCCAGAGAGACACUUGAGCAGGCAAUCAAGCUGGUUAAUGAAACAAAGAAAUGGGGUGCUCAUGUUGUGUAUGGAGACACAGACAGCAUGUUUGUGUUAUUAAAAGGUGCCACCAAAGAGCAGGCUUUUAAAAUUGGGCAAGAGAUUGCAGAAGCUGUAACAUCUAGAAACCCCAAACCAGUCAAAUUAAAAUUUGAAAAGGUAUAUUUGCCUUCUGUUUUGCAAACAAAAAAGAGAUAUGUAGGUUAUAUGUAUGAGACAAUGGACCAGAAGGACCCUAUUUUUGAUGCCAAAGGCAUUGAGACAGUUAGAAGAGAUGGAUGUCCUGCUGUUGCAAAGAUUCUUGAACGCUCUCUUAAAUUGCUGUUUGAGACCAGGGACAUCAGCCAGAUUAAGCAGUAUAUCAUGAGACAGUGCCUGAAGAUCUUGGAGGGCAAAGCCAGCAUGCAAGAUUUAACAUUUGCUAAGGAGUAUAGAGGCAGCAACUCCUACCGCCCUGGUGCCUGUGUGCCUGCUCUCGAGCUGACAAGGCGCAUGCUGUCUUACGAUAGGCGGUCUGAGCCUCGAGUUGGCGAGAGGGUUCCUUAUGUCAUAGUUUACGGGAUUCCUGGGUUACCUCUUAUACAGCUGGUUCGACGGCCAAUUGAAGUCCUCCAGGAUCCUACUCUUCGGCUGAAUGCAGUCUAUUACAUCACCAAACAGAUCCUGCCACCCUUGGACAGAGUGUUCUCACUAAUUGGAGUGGAUGUGUUUGGUUGGUACCAGGAGCUCCCCAGGAUCCAGAAAGCAGCAACUUCUGGGGGCAUUGAACAGGCCGGCCAUAAAGGAACCAUCUCGCAGUACUUCACCACUUUGCACUGCCCUGUGUGUAAUGACCUAACACAGCUUGGCAUUUGCAGUAAAUGCCGGACACAGCCACAGCAAGUAGCCAUCAUCCUGCAUCAGGAGAUUCAUGGCUGGGAGCGCAGGCAGGAGCAACUCCUCAAGAUAUGCAAGAGCUGUACUGGAUGCGUAGACCGGCAUGUGCAAUGUGUGUGCUUAGAUUGUCCGGUAUUGCACAAACUGUCCAGAGUGAACCGGGAACUCUCCAAGGCCCCAUACCUCCGGCAGCUUUUGGACCAGUUCUGAUUCUGUGGAUGUGGAAGGUCCUCCCCUCUAAGAAUGGAGCAAAAGUUACUACCCAAGCCUCUCGCUGUUGGCACACAGUACCCCCCACUGCCACCACAACAACCACCCACUCUACCCUAUCAAAAUGGUGCUUCAGUUAACCAUUCAGGUUAUUUUUUGUAACAUAUGCUUUUAUGAGGAGCCCCUAGCCUGUGGGCCCAUGCCAGAUGAUGUGCUGUGUUGGGAGAAAAAUGACCCCCCCCAUGAUGACCAUACAGUACACUAGCUGCUCCAAUGUUUUUCUAAGAGAUCGCAGACUUUUGGCCCUUUGGACUGUCAUUUUUCAUAAGAAUUUGAGGAAUGGAAGGCCAUCAGCUUACACAAGAAUGCGCUGUAGCAAUCUCGGAAUUGCAUACUCUAGAGUCUAGUUAAGUGACCCUUAAAACAGGUAACAGCAAAAAGAUAUUUAACUGAAUAACCACUGUUUAAAAGAAACAAUUUCUAUAACUGUGUAACAGAAAAGAAAAAAAAUUGUAAAUAGAAAAAUUUUCCUUGUAAAGUGGCUGGUUGAGUCUUUAUGUGCACCAAACCUUCAAAACAAAACUCCCCCACGAUGUCCUCCUCGUCCUCGUCUGCUGGUUUUCCUAGGUAUGUGUGACGGUGCGACGUGUCCGCUUCUCCGUUUGUUUCACGCUUGACAAGACGUUUCUUUUGUGUGUGUUUUUAGUUUUGUUUUCCCCGUGUGCAAAUCAUCUUCGUUAUUGGUUGGCUGCCUGGAAGACGGAAGGGAACGGCAUCCGAAGCUGAGUUUUCAAAAGCUUUUUGGGACUGUUGCAAUACUGUAUUUUGAUAAUUUAUGGCGAGAGUAUAUAUUAUUUCUUUGUGCACAUUUCCGCAUUUCUAAUGCUUUCUAUUUGCUCAACAGUAAAUGUUCCCAACCUAUGUAAAAACUAAUUAUAUAAUUUGCCAAACUAUUAUACACAAGAUAUGUGUAUUUGUAUAACUGUAUAAAAAAGGACUGUGAUGGACAUGUUUUUUAAAAUUAAUUUUUCUGUGGGUGGAGGUUAAAAUAAUCUGACUGAUUUAAUAAAACUCAAUGUAUGGUAUUGCUACGUAUUGCAAAGCCUUAA